This is a messenger RNA of Girardinichthys multiradiatus, 2244 nucleotides long. RefSeq names its product abhydrolase domain containing 6, acylglycerol lipase b (gene abhd6b). The record is from RefSeq and is a predicted model, not a curated record. NCBI's taxonomy places the organism in Eukaryota, Metazoa, Chordata, Actinopteri, Cyprinodontiformes, Goodeidae. The transcript has 10 exons. Bases 644 to 1696 code for a protein of 350 amino acids.
GUAACUGUUUCUUUUUUUUCUGACUUGCAAAUGUUUAUUUUAUGAAAACAAUUUUAUUUCUAAAAGAACAUAUUUCAUUUUAUAUGUAAAUGACUCAUCAAAAUUGGUUGAAAUUAAAUUUCAGUGUGUCUUUUAUUAGCGAAAAAACAGUUUCCAACCAAGCUAGGUCUUCAAGGGGAAUUUGCCACUCGCAAUAUGGCGGAUGCGAUGACACGUCGUUUCUACCGGGCGAUGACGUCCAUGCGGCCUCUGCUCUCAUGUAUGCUGAGUCAUCACCAGUUCAAGGGGCGGGAUUUCAAGGCUUCUGUGCUCUGCUCUUCUCAUCUUUCCUUUCAAUCAAAGAAACUCUUCAAAUUGCUUGUGAAGAAAAUCUGAAAUACAAGUCCACAGAUGCAUCAUAAGUUUGCCUAAUUUCUUCUCAGCCGAUCAACCACAGCAGAAGAAAUGCUGUAACAGCUGUGCAAAAGGCCAUCAAACCCAUUUACUGCAGAGCCACAGGGGACACGUCACAGUCUGCCUCUAUCAUGACACCCAGUGGUAAAUUAAGUCACCGACAUCCUGUAUUUAAACAUUUUACACCUAGACAGCAGGACUGAAACAGUCCAUUGCCUUCAUGUGACAGAAGAAAGAAGAAAGAAAUUUCAUGAAAAUUUUCUGGAUUUUUAGGGCAGCCAUGGCAGCUGAGCUGGAUGUAGUGAACCUGUUCUUCGUUGCUGGAGCAACACUCGCUAUUCCCAUCCUGGCUUUUCUGGCCUCGUUCCUUCUCUGGCCAUCUGUACUCAUCAAAGUGUAUUACUGGUACUGGAGAAGGACUUUGGGCCUGCAGGUUCGCUAUGCAGACUGUGGAGGUUAUCGCUUCUGUUAUUCCUACAGAGGAAAGCCUGGGAUGAGGCCCUCCAUCCUGAUGCUCCAUGGCUUCUCUGCUCACAAAGACAUGUGGCUGACUGUUGUCAAGUAUUUACCAAAACACCUGCACAUUGUGUGCGUGGACAUGCCUGGCCACGAGGGGACGACACGCACCACCACCGAGGAUUACUCCAUUCAGGGGCAGGUCAGAAGGAUCCAUCAGUUUGUGGGAAGCAUUCAUUUAAACAGAAAAGUGUUCCAUCUGGUGGGAACCUCCAUGGGGGGAAACGUUGCUGGGGUUUAUGCGGCCUGCUAUCCCUCAGAAAUCUGCAGCAUGACUCUCAUCUGCCCCGAUGGAAUAAAACACCCAUGUGAGACCAAAUUUGACAACCACCUUCAAGACCUGGAACAGAGCAACUUCACGUUGAACAUCCCUUUGAUUCCAACUACACCUGACGAGAUGGAGGACAUGUUCAGACUCUGUUCUCACGUUCGCUUUAAGAUUCCUCAGCAGAUUCUUCAAGGACUGGUCGAUGUCCGAGAACCUCACAACACGUUCUACGAGGAAGUAUUUAUGAAGAUCAUCGGUGAGAAAUCAAGAUAUGCCUUACAGGAGCAUUUGCAUCUCAUAACGUCACCUUUACAAGUGAUUUGGGGCAAACAAGAUCAGGUGGUGGAUGUCUCUGGAGCUACAGUCAUUGCAGAGUUGGUGCCUGGAUGCAGAGUGGACUUGCUGGACAACUGUGGUCACUCUGUGGUGAUGGAAAAGCCUUGCCGGACAGCCAAACUUAUCCUGGAAUUUAUUAUUCUGCAGCAAAAUGCCAAGAGCGGCACAAAGAAGUCUUCUUGAAUAUUUAAGUCUUCUAAUGCAUUGUUGUGUUGCAGUCUUAAAAAGACUCACACACCUGGAGCAAACACUACAAUGUAGAGAUGUUUAGGAAUAGCAUUUUAUUAACAAUUUAAAGAGAAUGACAAUAGUUAAGAUUUUGCUGGUGUGUCCUUAUGUUUAAGGGUGUUUUUAAUGUCACUUUCAAAAAACACAUCUCCUGCUCAGAAAUGGGAAAAAUGUAUUUGUCUCUCAUUUGUAAUACAAUAUCAAACAAAUUUGACAUUGUUUUUCAUAUUAUUUCUGGUACUAAUUUUGACAUAUUUGGAUAAUUGUACAUCCAUUUAACCUAGAUUUCAAUUCAGUUCCGUUUUGUUUGUUCAGAUAUAUGUUUCAUAAUAAAAUAUGCAAUCUUUUUGCCAUAUAUUUCUGACAUUAUUACCUACAGGUACAAAAUUAGAAUAUCAUGAAAAAGUUCAAUAUUUUUGUCACUCAUUUCAGAAAGUGAAACUCAUAUAUUAAAUAGAUUUAUUCCACAUAGAGUGAAAUAUUUCAAGCCUUUAUUUCUUGUA